Messenger RNA from Dissoconium aciculare CBS 342.82, 1401 nucleotides. RefSeq lists its product as uncharacterized. The record is from RefSeq and is a predicted model, not a curated record. Gene Ontology annotation, biological process: DNA strand invasion; double-strand break repair via homologous recombination. Bases 99 to 1157 code for a protein of 352 amino acids. The transcript is spliced from 2 exons. Gene Ontology annotation, cellular component: centrosome; Rad51B-Rad51C-Rad51D-XRCC2 complex; replication fork. Gene Ontology annotation, molecular function: four-way junction DNA binding. NCBI's taxonomy places the organism in Eukaryota, Fungi, Ascomycota, Dothideomycetes, Mycosphaerellales, Dissoconiaceae.
CGGUCUACGUUCGGUUGUGCUUCCGAUAUGGGAUGUUUCUGUGCCGUGAUGAGCGAUACCAAUCAUGGAUGCGCGGAAUCUGGGGAAGACGUUGAUGGAUGAGAUCGAAGAGGUCGGUCUGGACGAGAGAUAUCAAUGCUCUACAACACGACGCCUCAUGGUUCGGAUGGCCUGCAUUGAACAAUGUCAUCAGAUCGGCCUUUGACUGUCGACGCCCGCCGGCGAAUUCACGAUCAUCGACUUCAUUCGUGCUGGAAUUGAUGUCGCUUGCACCCGGAGGCGGCAAGACUCAUAUUCUCUAUCAUCUCACUGCCAAAGCUGUCCUCUGCAAAGACCAUGGCGGCGCGCAUGCCUGUGUGGUCAUUGUUGACCUCGAUGGGAAGUUCUCAAUAUCACGACUGGCAUCACAAAUCAGGCAUGAGAUUUCUCAGGCCAGCAGCAGCAGUAGCAGCGCCAAUUCACACCUCGACAUCGAUCAAGUCAUCCUCGCCGCAUUGGACCAUGUACAUAUCCUCCGCCCGGAGACGUUGUCCUCCACAACCGCGACCGUCCGUUCGAUCCCAUCAUACCUCUUCAACGCCCGGGCACAUCGCUCCUUCGACCGGGAGCUCGCAUUCGUCGCCCUCGACUCCCUCUCCGCCUUCUACUGGCAGAACAGAUCCGAAACAGAGCAUGCGGACCUGCUCUCCUCUACCACCGCAGGCAUGCGGCCCGUCCAGCAACAUCCAGCCAACUACGCCCAACUGGCAGGUGCCACGCAAUCCCUGAUGAAAGCGCUGCAAUGUCCCAUCGUGAUCACCACGCGCCAUCAGGGCCCGCCGAAGAAACCCAGAAAUCCCGGCGAGCAAGCACCAGAGCCCUUCUCAUUCCGAUCACCGCUCCCUCCGCCCUGGGGGACGCUCCCCGUGCUACGCUUGGUCACGAACCGCGUCGCCGUGCGCAAGGUCGCAGCAUUCGCAACCCUCGCGGAUGCGCAACGCGAAGCACAGAACCGCCAAGCGGUCGUCGAACAAGGCCGCUUCGAAUGCUUCGUGAACGAACAUGGGCUCGAGGAGAGCACGGCGGCGAAAAUGCGGGCUUUGAACACCACACUGGGCUUCUUUGUCCGGGGGGAGGGGCUGACUUUCGUCGAAGCACCCGCAAAGGGGGAAACAUGAGACCGUGCGAUGUCUGUCGUGGACCCGAAGGUUGUGCAUUUCCUACAGCUGUUCUAUCAUACUGCCUGCCUUUUGUGUGCGUCUCCGUUGCUUUGCACCUCCCACCGGAAUUCGGUGCUAUCCUCAGAAGAAUAAUUCAUGCAUGCGGAAGUAUACACCGCAUGCUACUGCAGAUUCACACAUAUGCGAGGCAUUGUCAUCGAUGCCAAAUUCCCCCCUGCCGAACCGCCCCCGUGCGCCCGUG